AUGUCUAUAGCAACAUUAUUUAUUACUACCGGAUUUUUCAAUAUAUUAACAAGGGGCAUUAUAUGUAUGUCGUUACAAGAUAAUUUUCAAGAUUUAACUAAAGAAAAAAAGUUAAUCGAUACAUUUGGUCCAUUAUCUAUUGAGAAAAAUUACGAAUUAAUAUUAAAUGAUCCAUUGGAAGCAAUGUUAGUGCCGGAUCAAGAUAUUAUGUUUCAUUUAUUUACUAGAAAAAAUCCUGAUAAUUAUCAUUUAUUAAAAAUAUAUGAUAAUAAUAAUUUAAUUAAAUCAUCUUUUAAUUUUGAAUUAUCGACAAAAAUAAUAAUACACGGUUGGACUGAUAAUUUUAAUGCUAAUUGGAUUAAACAAUUACGUAAUAAUUAUUUAUUAAUUGAUGAUUAUAAUGUUAUUUGUGUUAAUUGGUUUCCUGUUUCUGCAAAAGAAUAUAGAAUAGCUGCUAAAUUAACACGACAGAUUGGUGAUUAUAUUGGUAAAUUUAUCGAUUAUUUGAAGAUAAACGGUAAUAUUUCAUUAAGCAUGAUACAUAUAUUGGGACACAGUUUAGGUGCACAUAUUGCGGGAUUCGCUGGUAAUAAAUUGUCAGGUAAAAUUGGUAGAAUAACUGGAAUGGAUCCGGCACGUCCAUUAUUUGAAGCCCCAAUACUUAAAGAUACGUCUGAUAGAUUGGAUUUCUCUGAUGCUAUUUUCGUUGAUAUUAUUCACACUUGUGCGGGUACUGUCGGUUUUGUUAAACCUAUUGGACAUGUUGAUUUUUAUCCAAAUGGCGGUACUUUUAGACAACCUGGUUGUCCUGUAUUUAUAACACAAUAUUGCAGUCAUGGAAAAUCACAUGAGUAUAUGUCAGAAUCAAUAAUACAUCCUGAAGAAUUUAUUGGUUUAAAAUGUGACAGUUGGAAAAAUUAUAAAUUAAAUAAAUGUUUUGAAAAUAAUAUAACAGCCACAAUGGGUGAACAUAUAAAUAUAGAUACACGUGGCAUAUAUUUUUUGGAAACAAAAUCAGAUUAUUUAUUUAUAAAAUACGAUACUAUACCAAAUUCAUUUUCAAUAAUUUAAUUUUUAUA
Molecule: messenger RNA, 1079 nt
Organism: Microplitis demolitor
Lineage: Eukaryota; Metazoa; Arthropoda; Insecta; Hymenoptera; Braconidae
Product: pancreatic triacylglycerol lipase
Exons: 4
Coding region: 1-1071 (356 amino acids)
Biological process (GO): lipid metabolic process
Molecular function (GO): lipase activity
Source: RefSeq, a predicted model, not a curated record